This is a messenger RNA of Serpula lacrymans var. lacrymans S7.9, 544 nucleotides long. RefSeq lists its product as uncharacterized. The coding region runs from base 11 to 277 and encodes 88 amino acids. The record is from RefSeq and is a predicted model, not a curated record. The transcript has 5 exons. Lineage: Eukaryota; Fungi; Basidiomycota; Agaricomycetes; Boletales; Serpulaceae. Gene Ontology annotation, biological process: negative regulation of apoptotic process; protein stabilization.
GGAGAAUAAAAUGUACAACGGACGACCAGAACCAGAGGUCAUAGUAAACUUUUCCGAUGGCAUGAGCUAUUCGAAAGCGAAGCUGGAAGAUGCAGUACGAAACAUUGUGCUUGACCGACAACCACCACCCAAAACCACAAAAGAUGCAGCAGUUGUAAAGCGAGAAGACGUAGACAUAAUAAUCAACGAAUUCGAGAUACCUAGGUCACAAGCAGAGAAGGUUCUGGCAGAACAUGGAGGAGACAUAUCCAACGCACUUCGAACCCUUGUAUCAUGAUUCACAAUUCAUUAGUCCCAGUCAAGCCGUGAAUUUAGAUGUAAUCCAUUAAAUGCCAUGAUUCAAUUUAAUAUCUGCUUCCUUUGAAAUGCGAUAAAGUGAUUGUGUUAUUGUCACUGCAGACCAUCCAGUUUUGUUCGAAUUCUUACAACUUCACGUCGCAUAUUGAAACAACUCAGGUCGGCGAAGCAUUGGAAGGUCGAACAUAUCAAAAUGAUAUCGUCACGCGUGGCUGGCCAGUGCAAAACGACAUAUUUAUCAUCCUGU